UCUGGAUGAGUUUAACAUGAAUGAGUACAAAACAUCAGUGGAGGGACGACGGAGACUGAUCCCAGCUGUGAGGAACUGCAGAAAGGCUCGACUUUGGGACUGUGGACUCUCAGCGACUCACUUUGAAGUUUUGGCCUCAGCUCUGAAGUCCAACUCCUCCCAUCUGACACAUCUGGACCUGAGUAAGAACAAACUGUCUGAUUCAUCAGUGAAGCGUCUGUCUGCUGGACUGGAGAGUCCAAACUGUAGACUGAAGACUGAUAUUAUGGGACUGCAGUUUGUCAAAGAUCAGCUGUGAUUAUCUGGCCUCAGCUCUGAAGUCCAACUCCUCCCAUCUGAGAGAGCUGGAUCUGAGAGGAAACAACCUGAAGGAUUCAGACAUGAAGCAGCUGAUUGAUCUUCAGCAGAGUCCAGACUGCAGACUGGAGACUGAGGUCAGUAGAGAAUGGAAGUGAUCUCUGUCAGAGUGAGAGUGAACAUCCAGGAGUGUUGAGAGAGGAUCAGCUGGAUCCUGAUGAUCCAUCUGGAGUCUGGAUCUGGAUUUUGUCGUCUUCACUUAAGUCUCUUAACUGACUACAAACUGAACAGUUAUCUCUGGAUUUAGCUGAAG
Messenger RNA from Scomber scombrus (Atlantic mackerel), 610 nucleotides. Its product is annotated as ribonuclease inhibitor-like. The transcript is spliced from 4 exons. The record is from RefSeq and is a predicted model, not a curated record. The coding region runs from base 17 to 298 and encodes 93 amino acids. Lineage: Eukaryota; Metazoa; Chordata; Actinopteri; Scombriformes; Scombridae.